Molecule: messenger RNA, 2534 nt
Organism: Neolamprologus brichardi
Lineage: Eukaryota; Metazoa; Chordata; Actinopteri; Cichliformes; Cichlidae
Gene: septin3
Product: septin 3
Molecular function (GO): GTP binding
Source: RefSeq, a predicted model, not a curated record
CCCUGUCCUCUUGUCGCCUUGGUAACGGAAAAGGAGGGGGCUCACGGCCAGAGGGGAGGAGAGGUACCCGGACUCCUCUUUACAUGAGCGUUCCUGUUAUUGUUAUCAGUGUGGUGGACAGAUUUUACUGCUUCUCGAAUUCAGAGCGCCUGUAGGUUGCCCGCUGUCUCCACGAGCUCGUUUGGUCAGUUGAACGGGAGCUGACAUGUCAGACAUCGUUCCUCCAGAGGUUAGACCCAAACCAGCUGUCCCUGCCAAACCCCCAAACGUGGGGGCUCCUUCUCCUUCUAGCCCCUUCCCACCCCAGGGCCUGGGUGUCGGAGGAGGCGGCAUCUCUGCUCCCCCACCGAGCGCCAUUCCAGUUCCCAUUGGAAGUCAUGGUCCGAGCCACGGUGGCAGUCAUAACGUGGGUCAUGGCAUAGGACACAGCGUUAGUCACGCUGGAAGUCACGCUGCACCACACAGCGGCGGUCAUGGUCACGGUGGCUCCCACAGCUCCAGCGGGGGAUCCACUCUGCUGGGAUACAUUGGUAUCGACACCAUCAUUGAGCAGAUGAGGAAGAAGACCAUGAAGACGGGUUUUGACUUCAAUAUCAUGGUAGUAGGUCACAGUGGUCUGGGGAAGUCAACCCUGGUGAACACCUUAUUCAAGUCCCAAGUGAGCAGGAGGAGUGCAGGAUGGGCUCGUGAUGAGAAGAUCCCCAAAACUGUGGAGAUCAAGGCAGUGUCUCACGUUAUUGAAGAGGGUGGUGUGAAGAUGAAGCUGACAGUUGUCGACACUCCGGGCUUCGGAGACCAAAUCAAUAAUGACAACUGCUGGGAGCCCAUCUCCAAAUACAUCAAUGAGCAGUAUGAGAAGUUCCUGAAGGAGGAGGUCAACAUCACCAGAAAGAAGCGAAUCCCGGACACCAGGGUGCACUGCUGUCUCUAUUUUAUCUCCCCAACCGGACACUCUCUUCGACAGCUAGAUACUGAGUUCAUGAAGCGCCUGAGUCACUCGGUCAACAUUAUUCCCGUCAUCGCCAAAGCAGAUACACUGACCAUUGAGGAGAGACAGGAGUUCAAGCAGAGGGUAAGGAAGGAGCUGGAGAUGAGCGGGAUUGAAUUUUACCCACAAAAAGAGUUUGAUGAUGACAUGGAAGACAAGAGUGACAAUGAUAAAAUCAGAGAGGCGAUGCCCUUUGCUGUGGUGGGGAGCGACAAAGAAUAUCAAGUGAACGGCAAACGAGUUCUGGGGAGGAAGACAGCGUGGGGAAUUGUGGAGGUUGAAAAUCCAAACCAUUGUGAGUUUGCUCAGCUGAGAGAUUUUCUGAUCAGGUCUCACCUGCAGGAUCUGAAGGAAGUCACUCAUAACAUUCACUAUGAAACGUACCGUGCCAAGAGACUGAAUGAGAACGGAGGUCUGCACCCCAUAUCGUCCGCUGAUACCCAGGAGAGCAACCUGUAGUCAGAGAGAGAGUGAAAACAAUGAGUCCAAUAGAUGAAUCUACAAAAUACUAUAAUCCUUAUCACCACAGCAUUGCUGCAUGCGUGGAAAAGAAAAUUAAUGUGUUAAGAAUUGGUGUCAUUUAAUCCCCAAACUCCACCCAUCCUUUUCUUCAUAUUCUUCCCCACCAAGCAUAUCAAACCCCUCUGUUACCAUUUUCCCAGUGAGUGUUUGGAGGAAAGGACGGCCGGAGACUUACUGCCGGUAACGUUUUUUCCACUGCCAGCGCCUUUUCUCAUUGUUCAGAGUGUACAUGGAAAGUGCUCGUGUCUCUCGUGUACGGGAGGCUGAUUUUUAAGCCUGUGUGUUGUGUAGCAACUGACAGCCGAGUUUAGACAAACAAAGUGAUUUGCUCUAAAUAUUAAAAUCAUAAUUCCUGUGUAGCAACGGUGCAUUAGCCGGCUCUGCUGCUGGCUCUGUUGAAAUUGCCGAUUUUAAAUUCUGAGCAGCAGCUGUUCAUUUAAAGGAACAAUCCCAGCGGCUUUACUGUCAAGCGGGUUUAACGAACAUUACAAGCUGUGCUGCCGUCUUUAAUAACCGAGUCUACGAAGGAAAAUAAUGAACUUUCUCUUGAGAGUUGCAGCAUUAGUCACAUGUAAAAUGUAGUUUAUAAGUAGUCCACAUGGUGAGUGACUGCUCGCUGCCGAUUCAGUGAUUCACGGUAACAAACACAAAUUUAGCUGUUCAUGCAGAUGCAGCUCAACCAUGUUUUGUUUCAGCACGGUGCUCAUACAGGAAACUGCAUCUGUGUUCACUUGCAGCAGUGAGCUGUGCUCUUGCAGUUCCACCAUGCAUAUUUUAUCAAGGUUCAGACUGAUUUUUGUUAGAUGUUUCCUGUUUAAAUAGAUGACAGGCAAUAGAUGCAGGAUUUAUAACAAAUUGCAUAUACAAGCUUUCUCAGCUGGAAUGACUUGUUUUUGGUCUUUGAGAGCCACUACUGUCAGUGCAAACGUUGUUUUGUUUAAAUAUUUUUGGUUGUUGUUUUUUUCUUUAUCAUUACCAUUCACGGCAAGUAGCCAUUCAAUAAAAUAUUAUAUUAAACCCGAAA